UUCAAGGUCGUUGGAGCGGAACGGCGGGCGACUUUGAAAGUAUCUGACUUUUUGUACGUUGCCACAGUUAUUUUCAUCUGGAUGCCAAUAUUUUGUCAUUUUAAGGGAUUCGUACGCUAAUAAAUGUCAUCAACAUCUCACGAACAAAAUCUCGGUUUAGCUGCCAAGCUGGUCGGGUCUAGCGUAUAUUCGGGUGGAGAUUUCGUCAAUUGUGAAAUAACUUUUCCUGGCAAUUGGGAUGCAGUUAAAGAGGAAUAUAAAUGGUUUGUUUUUUCUAUCUUUCUAAAUGUAUUUUGCUGUUUUUGUGUUCUCCGGUAACCAAUCCAUCUUGUUUAGUUGUACGAGAUGAAACAAAAGUCUGAAGAUAUGGGGAAGUCUAAUUUAUUUGAUCUGAUAUAUACGAUUAUCUUUGUGACCGGUUUUGUUCUAGGUUUUUUGUCUUUUCCGUUAUCAAGUGUUAUUUUUCUUCAUGAAUUCAGUCUGGCAUUGUGUUUUUCAACACAUUGCUUCUUGGGCUUUCGUAUCAAGUUAUUUGCCGUACCUAAUUUAAUUUCAUUGCAAAUAUCCUUUACCAAGGUGUUUGGAUGCUACCGUAUAAUAUCUCAAUUUUUAGAAUUAUCCUUACUGAUUUUCACUUAUAUGCUUCUCUCUUCUGAAGGUCACUUACUGGUAUUGUUGGCUGUAUCAUUGGUCAAUGUAAGUUGGAUAAUAAUCAACUAUCUACACAGAACCAGGCGUCCCCGAAAUCCUUGUCAUUUAGUACUUCUGAGUGGAAAUAUGAUUGUGAACUAAACUUCGAUGCUGAAUCAUUGUUCAUUUCUACAUUGGAGUCAAAAAGUCAGUUAAUAUGUAUCAUCCCAAUGCAUGUGAAAGUUAUCCCAAAUAAUCGUCUCAAAGGACCUGUCAAUUUGUGUGCUUAUCUACCGUAUAAUCUUUCACCUAGUAUUCGUGGCACGUUAUUUAAGUUCGCGUACAAGGUGGUUGUGGCAGUUCAAGUAAAAUAUCUGAACUCAGAUAUCAAGACGCAUACCAUUCAAUUGCCUCUUCGUAUUUUACCGUCUGCAAUAAUGUAUCACAGUUUAAGACUUCAAGAAUGUGACGACAAGAAAGAAGCAUAUUCGCCCGACGUGUCAAAUCCGUUUUGGGUUCCUGAUACCAGAAAUAAAGACUCUUGCUUUAAUUUUGGCUUUGAUGGAGGCUUUUCCUUUCAGUCACACAAAAUCAAUAGCUUUUCGUUUGAAGAUACGGAAACACAUACUACUAAGUCAGUCGGCCAAAUAUAUUCCGCUUUGUCUCAUAAUGUUUCCCGGUGUGAAAACUCGAACUGCUCAGAUCAUUCUCCAGAAAAAUCAAACAAAGUUUACAUCUAUCCCAGUUCACAUAUAGAAUUAAUGAAUCUGUUAGCAUGUUCACCACCCGCUAAUUUCGUGAUUUCUACUCCACGUGGAUAUGUCGGACGGUUAUCUUUCCAACGUACGUUAUACUGUUUAGGUGAUAUGGUACGGGGUUAUUUUGACUUUAAUGAGGCUGUUGUUAAAUGUCUUAGUUGUGUAAUACGACUUGAAAGUGAGGAAAGAUUUAUGCUUCACCAUGAAAAUCCUUUCCUCCUGCCAGACUGUAGAAUUAAAAGUAGAAGCGAUGAGAUUCAGAAUUAUUCUAUGGGAUGUCUACCUUUAACUAAAAUCGGUCAACCUUUAUGUACAAAUUUUCAACCUUUAGGCUCGACACAACAUACUACAUGGACAGAUAUAAAAUUAUAUUGUAUAUCUAAACUGUUGCUACCUUUUACAUUGCCUAUUCCAACAAAUAUCACGCCACAAUUUCAUUCUGUUAGUUUAACUAGUCCAUUUAUUUCCUUGGAUUAUCGAUGGCGUUUACACUUAGAGCUUGAUUUAAUAUCUGAUAAUAAUAGUAAAAAUGAUUUGUUAGAUCAUUUUCAAGGUAAAUCAUGUUUAAAAAGAGAUUACGGUACAGUAUGGACAAUUCCAUUUAACUUAAAAACUGAAAAAUUUGUGUGGGAUAUACCAACCCAGUUAGUAUAUUCAAAUCCUUCUGUGAUAGAUAAUUUAAGUGAUUCACUGAAACAUCCCGUUUGUAUAUCAGAUAUUUAAUAUUUUUUCUUUAUAUAUAUGUUUAUAUUUUGUCUUUUACCGAUUUAUUUUUUAAAACUUCCACUUAUGCUCAAAAUGUAAUAUUUUGCGAAUAUGUAUAUGUUAUUUGUAUAAUAUCCCAAAUACCUCCAUAUCUUACCUAGUAUAAAUUAUUUUUAUGGUACAUGGCUGUACUUUAUUGUGUGUAUAUAAAGUGGUUAAUUUUUCCAUUGAUACUAAUAAACUUUUUAAAAAAUACACAAAUUUAUCUUUCUGUACUCUGGUGUUUGAUGUACUUUAUGAUAUUUUCCAAGUUGGAGAAAUAAAAUAGGGAUGACGACAGUAGCGUAA
Molecule: messenger RNA, 2441 nt
Organism: Schistosoma rodhaini
Lineage: Eukaryota; Metazoa; Platyhelminthes; Trematoda; Strigeidida; Schistosomatidae
Source: the annotation of a GenBank genome assembly